Molecule: messenger RNA, 439 nt
Organism: Pteropus alecto (black flying fox)
Lineage: Eukaryota; Metazoa; Chordata; Mammalia; Chiroptera; Pteropodidae
Product: 60S ribosomal protein L30-like
Exons: 2
Coding region: 1-402 (133 amino acids)
Cellular component (GO): cytosolic large ribosomal subunit
Molecular function (GO): RNA binding; structural constituent of ribosome
Source: RefSeq, a predicted model, not a curated record
AUGGAAAUGUUAACUGUCCAAAGUCCUGGCUUUAACGUGUACCCUGCUGAGAGCAGGAAGGCGGUGGCUGCAAAGAGGAUGAAAAAGUCCCUGGAGUCCAUCAACUCUAGGCUCCGACUUGUUAAGAAAAGUGGAAAGUACAUGCUGGGGUACAAGCAGACUCUGAAAACGAUCAGACAAGGCAAAGCGAAACUGGUCAUCCUCGCCAACAACUGCCCAGCCUUGAGGAAAUCUGAAAUAGAGUACUACGCCAUGUUGGCCAAGACUGGUGUCCAUCACUACAGUGGCAAUAAUCUUGAAUUGGGCACAACGUGUGGAAAAUAUUGCAGAGUAUGCACACUGGCUAUCAUUGAGCCAGGUGAUUCCGAUAUCAUUAGAAGCAUGCCAGAACAGACUGGUUAAAAGUAAAUCAUGCAAAUUUUUUUCUUUAAUAAAACUG